Physella acuta is the source of this 934-nucleotide messenger RNA. RefSeq names its product procathepsin L-like. Gene Ontology annotation, molecular function: cysteine-type peptidase activity. NCBI's taxonomy places the organism in Eukaryota, Metazoa, Mollusca, Gastropoda, Physidae. The record is from RefSeq and is a predicted model, not a curated record. Gene Ontology annotation, biological process: proteolysis.
GAGCAGUGCAAGCGUGUGACACCUUCAGAUAACAGUACACACUAUAAAACUUGGAGCAGUGAAAACAAUAACAAGUCGACAUACGAGACAUUACUCAACCUCCUGCUGUAACAAUGGCUCGUCUUCAAGUUUUUCUAGCGACGGUGAUGGUGCUGGCUCAAGCCUAUGGAGUCCCCACAAAGAUCAGGGACGACCACUUUGACUGGAGAGACUACGGGGCAAUAACUCCUGUCAGUGAUCAAGGCCAGCUUGGGAGUGUUGUUGAUUUCGUCAUCGCAGAGAGUGUAGAGAGUCUGUUGUCCAUCCAGACCAAGACAAAGGCCAUCUACCUGAGCACACAGGAAGUGUCUGACUGUUGUGAUGACCAGUUCCAUCAGACAAAGUACCGGGGGUUUGACUGCAUCAAGGCCAUUGGUGGACUUUGUACUCUGGAGGACUACAAGAAGGGCAGUAGGACCUGCAAUAAUGGGUCGUGUACAGCCGUUGGCAAGGUGACAGGUACCAGCUAUAUUCCAUCAGGUGACGAGGACAACAUGAUGAAGGUAAUCCACACCACACCAAUAGCUGCAUACAUCAACGCUGGGCAGGUGUCUUUUCAGAUGUAUACUGGUGGGAUCUACUCUGAUCCAAACUGUAGCCCAUCCAUGCUGGAUCACGCCGUACAGAUCAUUGGAUACGGCACGGAGGGCGGUGUGGAUUACUGGAUAAUUAAAAACUCUUGGGGCAGCAACUGGGGACAGAAAGGCUACAUGAACAUUGUACGUGGCAAGAACAUGUGUGGGAUAGCAACCUACGCCUUCUAUCCAGUCAACACGGAAACAGAGAUUAAUUAAUUUUAUGUUCAAAAUCAAUUAAUGUUAUGUUCAAUGCCGUUUUUGCUCUGAUUCAUGUUCUUCAAUUGCUACUAAUUAAUAAAUGAUAUAUCUAAUUUUAA